Monopterus albus (swamp eel) is the source of this 3291-nucleotide messenger RNA. It is a transcript of the gene pkd2, whose product is annotated as polycystic kidney disease 2. The record is from RefSeq and is a predicted model, not a curated record. The transcript has 15 exons. Gene Ontology annotation, biological process: detection of mechanical stimulus; potassium ion transmembrane transport; release of sequestered calcium ion into cytosol. The coding region runs from base 543 to 3254 and encodes 903 amino acids. Lineage: Eukaryota; Metazoa; Chordata; Actinopteri; Synbranchiformes; Synbranchidae. Gene Ontology annotation, cellular component: membrane. Gene Ontology annotation, molecular function: muscle alpha-actinin binding; voltage-gated calcium channel activity; calcium ion binding.
GACGCCAUGACUUCUCAUGUAAUCUGAGUCCAGAACAAAUGAGAGUUUUGGGGAGAACACUUCAAGAACAAGAUGGCUGUCCUGGGACAAGAAAAGUAUAUUCUUCUUUCUCAUAAACACGACAUUUAAUGCGGUUGUGAAUUAUGUUGUUAUAAUGUAACACCUUUAUACGCAUUAAAUGCAUCGCUUUAGAGCAAGGGACGUCGUUUUUGAGGCGCAGUUGAUGCUCGUUUGAUGUUUUCCGAAGGAAAGUUUUUUUUAACGGUUUAGCGGUGAUAAACUGCUAACGCUGAGGAGCAGACUAGCACCAAUUAGCUAGCCAAAUGUCUCAAAUGUGACUUUUACAUACCCAUAAGGUUUUGUGAAUGGGUUAAUUUAGGUGGUUACUUUUCCAAUUGUUUUGUUGUGGUUCGGAGUUGAAGCGAAACGCCCCGAAAUUCCUCGGCCGUUAUGAGAUACUGUCAGAAAUUUUUAGCGCUUUUGAAUAACGUUUAGAUUUUUCAGAUGCUCCUCAUCAGAUAAAAAACAUAGAUAACUGGACCAUGAGCUCAUCUCGAGUCAGACCCCAGCAGUUACCGCAGAGCCAGCCUGCCAGGUUACCGCACAGACUGGACUCUAGCGAGGGGAUAGAGAUGGAGAACAUCCAACAUCAAGACCUGAGACUCGGAGGUGUCAUAGGCACUCCGUCCCCUCCAUCCAGACAAGCAUGGAGUCGGGACAACCCGGGUUUUGAGCCCGAGGAUGAGAUUAUGGAAGCCGACUGGCCUCCGGCAAGUCCCGGGAGGAGGUCUGUCUCAACGGCCUCCAGCAACAGCUGCAGCAGCGGUCUGGGCAGCUACACCGGCGGGGGCAGCAGCACCCACAUCCCUCGAGGAGGACUCUACCCUACCCCAAGUGUGGAUGCCCAGCAGCAGGACAGGCAUGACCACCCCAGCUGUAUGAAGCAGAUACUCCAAAAAGUCAGAAAUCUGUGGGGCACAGAGCUCAUGGAGGACAGUGACAACAGUCGAGAAAGAUACCUCAGAAAUAUACUGAGGGAGAUGCUCACAUAUAUCGCAUUCCUCAUCACUAUUUCUAUAUUGACUUAUGGGAUGGUGAGUGUCAAUAUGUACUACUACACUAAAGUCAUGUCUCAGCUUUUCCUGGACACACCACUGUCUGCUGGGGACCCUUCCACUUUCAAGCAUUUGUCAACCAUGGAGGAUUUCUGGAAGUUCACAGAGGGACCCUUUCUCAAUGGCAUGUAUUGGGAAGUGUGGUACAACAACAAGACCCUACCAGCGAAUCAGAGUCUCAUCUAUUAUGAGAACCUCCUCCUUGGGGUGCCACGCCUCCGGCAGGUCAGGGUCCACAAUCAGUCCUGCACCGUCCAUGAAGAUCUGAGAGAUGAGGUGCAGGACUGCUUUGGCAUGUACACCCCAGCCAAUGAGGACACCUCUUCUUUUGGCCCUAAGAAUGGAACUGCCUGGGUCUAUACAGCAGAGAGUAAGAUGAAUGGGAGCAGUUACUGUGGCCAGGUAUCCAAAUAUGGAGGUGGAGGAUACCACCAAGAUCUGUCUCGUACAAAAGAGGAAUCAGCAGUCCAGCUGCAGUUUCUCAAAGACCACCUGUGGCUAGACAGAGGCACCAGAGCGGUGUUUCUGGACUUCUCUGUCUACAAUGGAAACAUCAACCUCUUCUGCAUCGUUAGGUUAUUGGCAGAGUUCCCUGCUACUGGUGGGGUGGUGACCUCCUCGCAGUUUCAAACAGUGCGUCUCAUUCGAUAUGCAUCCAGCUGGGACUACUUUGUGGCUGUGUGUGAGGUGGCAUUCUGCAUUUUCAUCAUGUACUAUGUGGUGGAGGAGGUGCUGGAGAUCCGGAUCCACCGCCUGCAUUACUUCAAGAGCCUGUGGAACUGUCUGGAUGUUCUCAUUGUGGUGCUGAGUGUUGUUGCUAUUAUCAUGAACAUAACCAGAACAGCCAUGGUUGGCAACCUUCUGAAAGGCCUGUUGGAGAACCACACAGCUCACCCCAGCUUUGAGCCUUUGGCCAACCUGCAGGUCCAGUUCAACAACAUGGCUGCAGUCAUUGUCUUUUUUUCCUGGGUCAAGCUUUUUAAGUUCAUCAACUUCAAUAAAACCAUGAGCCAGUUGUCUAGCACUAUGUCUCGCUGUGCCAAGGACCUGGUGGGUUUUGCCAUUAUGUUCUUCAUUAUCUUUCUGGCAUAUGCUCAGCUGGCCUACUUGGUUUUUGGAACCCAGGUCAAUGACUUCAGCACUUUCCAAGCCAGCAUUUUUACCCAGUUCCGUAUCAUCCUGGGAGACUUUGAGUUUUCUGAGAUCGAGAUGGCGAACCCAGUGCUCGGACCAAUCUACUUCACCACCUUUGUUUUCUUUAUUUUCUUCAUUCUCAUGAACAUGUUCCUGGCCAUCAUCAAUGACACAUACUCUGAGGUGAAGGCUGAUAUGUCCCAGCAGAGGUCUGAGAUGGAGAUGACUGAUCUCAUUAAGAAGGGUUGCAACAAAGCUUUGAUGAAGUUGAAACUGAAGAAGACGGCGGUUGACAGCAUCUCCGAUAGUUUACGUCAGGCCGGGGGCAAACUCAACUUUGAUGAGCUACGUCAGGAUCUUAAAGGAAAGGGCCACACUGAUGCAGAGAUUCAGGCCAUCUUUGCCAAGUAUGAUCAAGAUGGUGAUCAGGAACUGACAGAGCAUGAACAUCAGCAAAUGAGAGACGACCUUGAGAAAGAGAGAGAGGACUUGGAUCUCGAACGCAAUUCGCUGACUAGACCUAGCAGUGGGCGGAGCUUCCCUCGUACCCAGGACGACUCAGAGGAGGAUGAUGAUGAGGACAGUGGCCACAGCUCUCGUCGCCGUGGCAGCAGCUCAGGGGGUGUCUCUUAUGAGGAGUUUCAAGUGCUGGUGAGACGUGUGGACAGGAUGGAGCACUCUAUCGGCAGCAUAGUUUCCAAGAUAGACGCUGUGAUUGUGAAGCUGGAAGCCAUGGAGAGAGUUAAACUUAAAAGAAGAGAUGUUCUCAGCAGGCUGCUGGAUGGAGUCAUGGAGGAUGAGCGCCUGGGACGUGACCCAGACACCCACAGGGAGCAGAUGGAGAGGCUGGUGAGGGAGGAACUCGAGCGUUGGGAAUCAGAUGAUAUGGGCUCGCAGGUCAGUCACCCACAGUUGGCCACUCCUGUUGGCCCUCGGCCCCGUCCGUCCUCUUCCUUGUCUACCGACGGCUUUGACACAAGCACAAAUGUGAGCAGCCAUGUGUGAAGACUUGGCUGGUCCUCCACUCUGGGAAGAAACUCUC